GUGAUCAUGGAAAAAGGCGAUGAGGCCACACGGAGCGUCGGGAAAUAAACAGCAAAAUGGACGAUGAUCUGUUCCAGCUGAGACAGUUGCCAACACAACAAACUCACAUUGUAUCAAAGCGGCAGCGUCAUGUGAUGCAAACCCACAUUAAGACGACCUGAAGACAUCGCUGGAUGGAAUCGUCAAAAUCAUCGGGCGGUCUGAAGCCGUGUCGUGGCAUUUGCGUGUGGUUUGUCUGCUGGAAGGAGGCUGCUUUGCUCUGAUUUAGACGAUGAGUUCUCAACUGCCAUGACUCAGUUGAGCACUUAAUCUCGCAGCCUUGUCGCCAGUGGCCUCGUGAAAGCGCACACAGUCGCCUUGCAAUCAAACAUUAGAUAAAACAGAGUCUUCACCACUCCUUUUACAGCUGCUACUGUAUUUGUUGCUGUAUAGUUGGUAUGACGACAUUCACAAGACUGUAUACUGUAGAGUAGGGGUCAAAACACCUGCUGUGCAAUACUGAAAAAGCACAUACUGUAUGUACAAUCACAACAUUUUGGUGUUUUGCCUCUGUCGUUAACUUAAAAAAAAAAAAAAAAAAAAAAAUCACCAUGACAUAAUCUCACAGGAAAAAUGUUAUUCCUUAAUAGACAAGAGACAGGACAAGCACUUUGAGAGAAAUGAGAGACAAUUUAAUGAAAACUUGCAUGCAAGGUGAUAAUUUGAAUACAGCCACGUUGGCGGCUGCAAGGAAGUGCCCGAGUAUUCUUCUACGACUUAAUCAAACAUGAACAGAUAGUUAUCUUCUGCCUGGAUGCAACUGGCACCACCAAACAUAUCAUGUUUGGUCAUCACAUAGCCAAGAUGGAGACAGGACCAAGAUGACCUUUUCUUUUUCUUUUCACUAGAGCAGCGUUAUAAUUAACGGAAUAGAAAACAUACAAAGAAAUAUGUCUGGCAUAUGAUAUUUAUUAUAUGUUACACAAAAACUGUUGCGUGAAACUGGUAUGACUGACAUUAGAUAGAGGCACACCCUGGACUGGUCACCACAUCUAGAAACACAACCAUUCACAAUCACAUUCACUCCUAUGGGCAAUUUAGAGUCUUCAAAGAAGAUAAGAAACGUGUUCUAGGGACGUGGAAGGAAGCCAGAGAAAACCCACGCAUCUCCCAUGCUAAUCUGCAGCAUGUAGAAUUGAAUGUUGUGCGCUGUGGUGGGAGAAAAUUGCACUUUCCAUCUGUGGAAAACUUGCACAGUUUGUGGUGUUUUUAGGCUGCAGAGCUGUCACGUCAAAGAGGACAAUGUUAUUGAAUCUUUCGUACAUUUCAUUAAUAGACUCAUAUUUAUUGGUGGAAAAACAUGUUACCCAAGGAGCGGCCCUUGAUAUUUGUUCUCAGCCUUGCCUUCCCUUGUUGUGUAAUUGUAUCCUCUAGCACAUGUGCAGUUGAAUCAGGUCAGAUCCAAACUUCAGCGUGAAAAUACCGAACCUCAACGCAGCUUCCGAUGCCUCAAACAGAGCAACUUUCCAAUAAAACUGACCGAGAAUUGAUUGUCAUUUCAUGCGCGGAUGGAUUCCUCCAGGAUUUGACAUUUCAUUUCUAGUGUCGUCCGCUUCCGUCACACCGGUGAGAGCACGCGCUCGGAGGAUGACGCCGAAAGUCGAGAGCCCUAUGCAGCGGUGCGGGUGGCGGAGCAGAAAGAGAUGGAGUCCGUGGCCCUUGCAGAUGGAGCUCCUGUCCCUCGGGAGUUUGCCAACCCAACUGAUGACACGUUCAUGGUCGAGGAUGCUGUGGAGGCCAUCGGCUUUGGGACCUUCCAGUGGAAGCUCUCCAUCCUCACUGGUUUGUCCUGGAUGGCAGACGCAAUGGAGAUGAUGAUUCUAAGCAUCUUAGCUCCACAGCUUCACUGCGAAUGGAGACUACCAAGUCUGGAGGUGGCACUUCUUACAUCGGCGGUGUUUAUUGGAAUGAUGAUCAGCUCCACCCUUUGGGGAAACAUAUCUGACAAGUACGGAAGAAAGACGGGUCUGACAAUGAGCGUGUUGUGGACGAUGUUCUAUGGUCUGAUGAGUGCCUUUGCUCCCAUCUAUGGUUGGAUCCUCUUCCUCCGUGCUCUGGUGGGCUUUGGCAUCGGCGGAGCCCCGCAAUCGGUCACACUCUAUGCUGAGUUUCUUCCCAUGAAGUCCAGAGCAACUUGUAUAUUGCUAAUUGAGAUAUUCUGGGCACUGGGCACAGUGUUUGAGGUCCUUCUUGCUAUUCUAGUGAUGCCUUCUCUGGGCUGGCGUUGGCUUCUGGGCCUCUCGACCAUCCCCCUUUUCAUCUUUGCCAUCCUAUGUUUUUGGCUACCUGAGAGUGCCCGAUAUGAUGUGUUGACGGGGAAUCAAGAAAAAGCUCUGGCUACUUUGAAGCGCAUUGCCAUAGAGAAUGGCGUGCCCAUGCCACUGGGAAAACUCAUUGCUGCCAAACAAGAGGAUCGUGGGAAGAUUCGAGACUUGUUCUCAUCGCAAUUCCGGUGGACAACAGUCCUUCUGUGGUUUAUUUGGUUUGCAAACGCCUUCUCGUAUUACGGCCUUGUGUUGCUCACCACGGAGCUCUUUCAGGAGGGAGGUACAUGUGGAAUGUCCAAAGGUAAUAAGAUGGAGCUCAGAUGCAGCCUGGAGUGUAAAUAUUUGAACAGUGAUGACUACAAAGACCUGUUGUGGACAACUUUAUCAGAAUUCCCAGGACUGUUGGUGACUUUGUGGGCGAUCGAUCGCUUAGGAAGGAGGAAGACCAUGGCCUUGUGUUUCCUUGUCUUCUCUCUGUGCAUCAUUCCGCUCUAUGGUUGUGUGGGGAGAGCGUCCAUGACAGUGCUGAUAUUCAUUGCCAGAGCUUUCAUCGCUGGGGGAUUCCAGGCUGCCUAUGUGUAUACUCCAGAGGUUUAUCCAACUGCAAACAGGGCUUUAGGUUUGGGAACAAGCAGUGGCAUGGCGAGAGUUGGUGCCCUCAUCACACCUUUUGUCGCACAGGUGUUGUUGGAGUCGUCCGUGUAUUUGGCUCUCUCGGUGUACUGCUGCUGCUGUCUGCUCGCCGCCAUCGCCUCUUGCGCGCUGCCGAUUGAGACAACGGGACGAGGCCUGCAGGAGUCCGACCACCGUCAGUGGGGCCAGGAGAUGACGGGCCGGGCCUCCUCCUCCUCACAAACCUCAGGGCCAAUCCCUCAUUCCAGUUCCGGCUCCCAGGGCUGAGCAAUGUUUGAGAUUAUUAGAGUGAAGAGUGAAAGACAAAAAGCUAGAGCAGCUUUUCGCAUGCAUCUCAAGUCUCAUAAACAGUUUAGCCACUAAAAUGACUUCAGAGAGGCAGACAGCACAAAAUGUCAUGUCACUGCACUUAAGAGUCUUCAACCACCAUUGCCAUCCAUUUUGCCACUGUAUACCUUCAACAGAAUGGCUGGAAUGCAUGGCAUUCAGACCUGACAGAAGAAUGGGUGAGGACAAAUGAGAUCUGAGAAAUUCAGAAAAAGCGAUACGGAAGCUGUAGAGUCCAUGAGAAAAAAAAAAAAAAAAAAAAGUUCUCAUCUUGCUGUGCGAUGCAAAUGAAAAGGUUAAACAAGCUAUGGUCGAAGAAUUAUAAAAAUAAUAAACUUCAAAAACAACAAUUAAAAAAGCCUUACAACUAUUAAUCUACCUAGAAAAUAUCUACUUCAGCACAAUCUCAAUACAUUUUUUUCAUUCAUUGAACUGCAGAAUGAAGCAAAUAGCCAAAUAAUAAAUUGUUCUGUUUACAUCAUAAUGAUGGUUCCCAAGUGUAAACGUGAACACCAAUUUGUAAAAAAAAAAAAAAAUAAUAAUAAUAAUUAGUAAAGACAAUUUAAGUAGCAAUAUUCAUUUAUGCCAUGACCAUUUUUUGACAAUGACAAUAUUAAAAUGUGUUGACCCUUUCAUCACAGUAUGUAGUAUGUACUGUGUGUGUUGUCUGCGAUAUUUCUGAAAUUAGAACUCCAUAGAACUCGCAUUGCACUGGAAAAUACAUGAAUGGAGAUUCAAGUAUGGGAGAACUGUUUUUUUAUUUACUUUCAUCACAUGAUACAAUGCUUAAUCAGCCUGAUUAAAAAGAACAUACUGUAAUUACAAUACUUGUAAUGUGACACUACGUGCUGAUGGGAUCUCAGUGGGUUCUUAACAUCAAACUGCAUCUACAGUAUUUGUUUACUUUAGAUGAAACUCACAGUCGUUUAACCAAAUUUAUACCUCUGUAAAUAAUUCAUCAAAUGUCAUUGUUUCGUUGGAAAGAGGUGAUAUGGAGAGUUAUGGAUUUUCUCACUUAUUGUAUCAACUGUUUGGAAAAAUAAGCUGCUGGUUAUUACAGUAUUUAAUCAGUAUUAAGAUGUACUGAAUCUUGUCAACACACUUAAUGUAAAUGUACCACAUCAUGCCAGUAAAAUCUUUGUAAAAGAUGA
Messenger RNA from Phyllopteryx taeniolatus (common seadragon), 4417 nucleotides. It is a transcript of the gene svopa, whose product is annotated as SV2 related protein a. Gene Ontology annotation, cellular component: membrane. Bases 1683 to 3206 code for a protein of 507 amino acids. Lineage: Eukaryota; Metazoa; Chordata; Actinopteri; Syngnathiformes; Syngnathidae. Gene Ontology annotation, biological process: transmembrane transport. The transcript is spliced from 16 exons. The record is from RefSeq and is a predicted model, not a curated record. Gene Ontology annotation, molecular function: transmembrane transporter activity.